Actinia tenebrosa (Australian red waratah sea anemone) is the source of this 1061-nucleotide messenger RNA. RefSeq names its product placenta-specific gene 8 protein-like. NCBI's taxonomy places the organism in Eukaryota, Metazoa, Cnidaria, Anthozoa, Actiniaria, Actiniidae. The record is from RefSeq and is a predicted model, not a curated record.
AUCAAGCGGUAAAAAAGCAGGGCCUGUAUUUUGUUUACCUUGGUGAUUCUAAUUCCGCUUUAUAAAGUAAAUCUCGACGCUAACAUUUUCUUGAACUACAGUUAAAGUCAAGUCGUUCAUCAGUCAAGAGAACCAACAUUAAGUCAACCACAGAAUCAGAAGUCUUCUCCAGAACAAUACCCCCUUCAGGCUCCGCCAAUGAUGCAGCAAGGUCAGCCAAUGAUGCAGCAAGGUCAGCCAAUAAUGACGCAGCCAGGUCAGCCAAUGAUGCAGCAAGGUCAGCCAAUGAUGAUGCAGCAAGGUCAAUCAAUGAUGAUGCAGCAAGGUCAAGUGGCACCAAUGCAUUCCCAAACUACCAGCAAUACAAACGUGAUAAUGAUCAACCAGCAGCCUGUUACUGCCCGUGCUGCCCCACGAGAGUGGAGUACGGGAUUGUGUGGCUGCUUUGACGACUGUGGCACUUGUUGGUAUGCGAUUUUCUGUGGAAAAUAUUUGUUGUGUGACAUUUCUCAACGUCUAGGAGAGGGCAGAUGCUUCACCGUUUGUUGCCCGUUUCCUCUUCUUAGCCUCAGGAUAAAAUUCAGAGCUGAGCAAAACAUCAAAGGAUCGCUGUGCAAUGACUACUUGACGGUUGAAUACUGCUACUAUUGCGCCUUGUGUCAGCUGGCGAGGGAGAUUGACCACGUUCAACACAUACAAAGAGUCAAUUGAGGUUGUAAGCCACAUGGUAACUAAACGAUGUUCGCUAAUUUUCAGCAAUUUCGUUUACAGUCUAGCUUGAUAGUAGAGCAGUAAUACGUAAUGGAUUUUUGUCGUUUCUCUGCCAGUUAUAUAAUCAGCAUUUUAUUCUAUCUUAUUUUGAAACCGUUAAAAGAAACUACAAAGGUUUCUUAUAGCUUCUGAUGCCGUUCGGUGCAUGAGAAAUACGUCUAAACUUUGUAGACGUCUAACCAUGUGUAAUGAUAAUAAUAAUAACCUUUAUUUAUGUGUCAUAAAUAUCUAGCUUACAUUAAAGUAGGCUAAUAGGCCCUUUGCAGCUCAAUAAUCACGUGCUGAUUAAU